AAAAGACCAUCGGGGGUGAGAUAGGAAGCAGAGUCUCAUCCUUCGCUGCAGCCUCUUCCCACCCACUUCUCUCUCUAACAACCAACAAUGUCGACUACGAAUGUUACGAUCCGCCCUGGUGUCGUGAGCACCCUCGCGACCCCGGAGGGCACCAAGAAGCUGCAGGAGCUGCUCAUUCGCGAUGGCAAGGAGCACCACUGCUUCUUCAACGACCGCGGUUUCCACAACCACCUUCCCCAUCACCUGAUCGCCGCGUGCGAUAUGGGAGCCUCGCCGAAGCUUUUGGAGGAGAUCUACGAGCUCGAGGCGCGGGACCAGCGCCCCGUUGGUGAGCCCGGGCCUCCUUUGGACGAUGUCCGAUGGCCUUCUCGGCUCGGCGACCGAAGCGCUUAUGCUACGUACCUCGUGUUCUUCAAGGAGAAGAUCGCGAAAUACGGUGUCACCAAGACUCUGGAGGACUACUUGAUGUCGUCGGAGGCUAACUUCAACGGCGCGUCGAUGUUCGGGCGUCUCUUCGGCGGUGCGCUCCACCCUCUCAUCCACAUCGGAUUCGGUGUGGAACUCGGUCUCGACUCUUUGGUUGCUCAAGGUCUCGCCAUGUGUGCCGGAACGGAGGGCAACUUCUCUUCCGCCGUCGCCGAUCACUGGUCGACUGCGAUGCCCAGGGUUCCGGAAGUCCCUACCAAAGGUGUUACGCUCUUCACCAUCCUCCGCCAGGUGUACGAGUCACCGGACCUGUUGCCCACUCUCCCGUACGUCCCUAACGACGCUAUCGGCACCGGGUUCUACAAGAUCAGCGACUCCCCGAGACACACCCAUGCUCUGCGCAAUUUGUACUCCAAGUGGUCGAUCGACACGACCCUGGAGGGGGCCGCCUUUGACGCGGAGAUCAAGAAACGCGUGGAGGAGUCGUACUGGCAGGCAAUGCUGCUCACCGCCGGCGUUGGACGCACCGGCCACGGGCCCCGGCUCGACUUCUUCCUCAUGCACACUGUGACCAGCGCGAUUGUCCUGCCGCGCUUCCUCGACGCGCUGCCGCAGAAGCUGCACAAGGUCCAGCUGCUGCAGGGCUUUGCGCGUGCUUCCGCCGUGUGGGCUAUCGCUCGCGGACGCCCCCAUAUCAACCCCACGCUGCUCAUGUCGUAUCCCAAUCUCCCGGCCCCGGCCAGUCUCAAGACCAGCACCGCCGCGGACCCAUGGGCCCCGAUCAUUACCACUGCCCUGGACCACUACGACUCCCACGUCGUAAAGACGAUCCGUGGAUUGUAUUUCGGACACAUCCAUUACGGCAAUGUCCCCGCGGGCCAGGUGUUCGGUACGUACGACGAGAAUGGCAAAGAAACGCACCCGGGUCUCGCCAAGCUUGAUGGGACGUCUUGGAUCCGCGCCGCGGGUAUCACAUGCACAGCCCUCGGCUGGAUGGCGUUCGGCGAGGAGUCCGGGAAGUGGGAUCGCAGUGGUCUUGGCUGGGAUGCUGCCUGGGAGUAAAGUGCAGGCCGUAACUCAGCACGUAGGCUUGAUGAAAUAACGCUUGUACACGCCUGAUGAAAUUUCCAUUGUUAUGAUAUACGAACUAGCUGUCUGAGCAUUGGGUAUCAAUACGAGCUGGAUGUGCUCGAAGCUGA
This is a messenger RNA of Mycena citricolor, 1625 nucleotides long. NCBI's taxonomy places the organism in Eukaryota, Fungi, Basidiomycota, Agaricomycetes, Agaricales, Mycenaceae. The record is from the annotation of a GenBank genome assembly.